Trypanosoma cruzi is the source of this 367-nucleotide messenger RNA. RefSeq names its product histone H2A, putative. Lineage: Eukaryota; Euglenozoa; Kinetoplastea; Trypanosomatida; Trypanosomatidae. The record is from RefSeq and is a predicted model, not a curated record. Gene Ontology annotation, cellular component: nucleosome. The transcript has a single exon. The annotation marks the transcript as partial. Gene Ontology annotation, molecular function: structural constituent of chromatin; protein heterodimerization activity; DNA binding.
AUGUCGCUAUCCGGUGAUGAUCCGCUGCAGCAGAACGCCAUGAUGGGGCCAGGAUCUGCGACGGCCGAUCAGACGAGUAUUGUCUCCGGCGGGAAACACGGUGGCAAGGGAGCUGCGGCGCGUGGUAAGGGCAAAGGCAAGGGCAAAGGGAAGCGUGGCGGCAAGACGGGGGGCAAGGCAGGAAAGCGCGACAAGAUGUCACGUGCGGCUCGUGCCGAUCUUAACUUCCCUGUUGGCCGCAUUCACUCUCGGCUGAAGGACGGGCUGAACCGCAAGCAACGCUGCGGAGCGUCCGCUGCCAUUUACUGCGCCGCCUUGCUUGAGUACCUCACGUCAGAGGUGAUUGAGCUCGCGGGGGCGGCAGCGA